Messenger RNA from Cryphonectria parasitica EP155, 1032 nucleotides. RefSeq lists its product as uncharacterized. Bases 1 to 1032 code for a protein of 343 amino acids. Lineage: Eukaryota; Fungi; Ascomycota; Sordariomycetes; Diaporthales; Cryphonectriaceae. The transcript has 4 exons. The record is from RefSeq and is a predicted model, not a curated record.
AUGCAGCUCGACCCCAAGUACGACGACUAUGACUUCCCAGUCGUCGCCCCCGUCAAGCAGGACGGCCACCCCGGCCACUUGACGCCUGAGCAGGCCGAGAAGGUCAAGCAGCUGCGCGCCUCGCUGGAGCAGAAGGGCUACACCGAUCGCCUCGACACUCUCACGCUGCUGCGAUUCCUGCGCGCGCGCAAGUUCGAUCUUGUUGCCACCGAGACCAUGUUCGUCAACGCUGAGAAGUGGCGGAAAGACACCAAGCUGGACGAGCUCCUGCCUACGUGGGAAUACCCCGAGAAGGAGGCCAUAUUCAAGUACUACCCUCAGUACUACCACAAGACCGACAAUGACGGCCGACCAGUCUACAUCGAACAGCUGGGCAACGUCGACCUCACCGCCAUGAACAAGAUCACCACCUCGGAGCGCAUGCUGACCAACCUGGCGGUCGAGUACGAGCGCGUGGCGGACCCGCGGCUGCCCGCGUGCUCGCGCAAGGCCGGCCACCUCCUCGAGACGUGCUGCACAAUCAUGGACCUCAAGGGCGUGGGCCUGGGCAAGGCGCCCUCCGUGUACGGCUACCUCAAGGCGGCGUCCAACAUGAGCCAGAACUACUACCCUGAGCGCCUGGGCAAGCUGUUUGUCAUCAACUCCCCCUGGGGCUUCUCUACCGUCUGGUCCGUCGUCAAGGGCUGGAUCGACCCCGUCACUGUCCAGAAGAUCCACAUCCUCGGAAGCGGGUACCAGAAGGAGCUGCUGCAGCAUGUGCCCAAGGAGAGCCUCCCCAAGGCAUUUGGCGGCAGCUGCGAGUGUGAGGGCGGCUGCAUGUUCAGCGACCAGGGCCCGUGGACCGACCCUGCGUUUGCCAAGCCCCCCAAGUGGGAGAAGAAGGCGGGUGAUGCGACGAUCGAGACGAAGCAAGACGAUCCCGCGCCAGCGCCUGAGGUCGCCCCCGCGAAGGUGGAGGGGGAGGCUGCGCAAGCCCCCGUGGUGGCGGCCGAGGAGGAGGGCGCCAAGACCGAUGCGCCCGCUGCUGCAUAA